This is a messenger RNA of Debaryomyces fabryi, 1374 nucleotides long. RefSeq names its product putative methyltransferase (gene HRT2). Bases 1 to 1374 code for a protein of 457 amino acids. Gene Ontology annotation, cellular component: nucleus; cytoplasm. The record is from RefSeq and is a predicted model, not a curated record. Gene Ontology annotation, biological process: DNA damage response. The transcript has a single exon. Gene Ontology annotation, molecular function: phosphatase activity. Lineage: Eukaryota; Fungi; Ascomycota; Pichiomycetes; Serinales; Debaryomycetaceae.
AUGACUCAAUUACCUCUUCCAUACUACAACGAUGAUCCAAACUCAUUCGCUUAUCCUACAGUGCAUAAAAGAUGGCCUACAAUCAUCGAAGGAUGCAUUAAGGACAUGAAAAAUGAGAUUGAAUCAGAUCCUAAGUUGGAAAGUUCAGGAUCCGACAUCAUUAAUAAGUUACAGGAACUCUUAGUUGCGUUCAAGAACGAUGAAGAGGUACAGUUAUUUAGCGAUGCUGCAAUCAAAUUGAAUCCUUCGUUAGCUCGUUAUAACGACUCAUUAGUUGAACUCAACAAGACCAAAAAAGUCACCUGGUUGACUGGACCGUGGUUAAACUUGGAAUGCUAUUUAUAUCAGAUUAUUAAUCAAUAUUUCAUUUCGUCUGAAGAAUCUUAUUGGCAUGAUUUUGAUGUUUUUGAAAACUUGAAGAACCAAACUUUUCAACAAUCGGAGCUUGGCGUAUUAGAAUUAUGCAAAAGAUAUGAAGUUCUCACUACUCAAUUAUCCAAAGAUUUAGAUAACGAUACUUUGAGGCUCCUUUUUUCUGAAUUUAUAGAUAUUUCAUUAUGGGGUAAUGCUACUGAUUUGUCGUUAUUAGCAGGAAAUGUUACUCUUGAGGAUAUUCAAUCAGUUCAAGGUGAAGCAAACAGAAAGAAAAACGAAGAAAACAUUUUGGUCAAUGAUUUGUCAAAAGCUUGGGAGCACCUUUUAAAAAGUGAAUCUAAAGAAAAAAGACUCGAUAUUGUCUUAGACAAUUCAGGGUUUGAAUUGUUCGCUGACUUAAUAUUCGGGUUAUUUGCUUUGGACUCGGGAUUGGUAAGUGAGAUUUAUCUUCAUUGUAAAGAUAUUCCUUGGUUCGUAAGUGAUGUAAUGCCAAAAGAUUUCCAUAUUCUUUUAAAACAAUUAAUUGACCCUGAAUUCUAUGGUAGCCUUUCGUCUAGCAAAGAAAAUUUGCAAGCCAUUUCAACUGUACAAAAGAGAAUAGCAAAUUAUCAUAAGUCUGACAAGAUAGUUAUCAAGUCUCAUCCAUUCUGGACUUUAGACGACAAAUAUUGGACUAUUCCAAAAUUCGACGACUUAUAUAAGGAAUUAUUGAAAUCAAACCUAGUUAUAUUCAAAGGUGAUUUGAAUUACCGUAAAUUAACAGGUGAUGUACAAUGGGAAACAACAACCCCUUUUACCACUUCUAUUCAACAAUUGGCUUCAUCAAAAUUACCAAUUUUGAGUUUGCGUACUUGUAAAGCCGAUGUAGUAGUCGGUUUACCAAAGGGGUUGAACGAAGAAUUAAUUGAAAAAUACAAAUCCAUGGGUAACGAAAAGGGAGAAUUUUGGAGUUCUUCUGGUAAAUGGGCUGUCAUAUCCUUUUCGGACGGCCAAAACUAG